This is a messenger RNA of Pogonomyrmex barbatus (red harvester ant), 990 nucleotides long. It is a transcript of the gene RpL7A, whose product is annotated as ribosomal protein L7A. Gene Ontology annotation, cellular component: ribonucleoprotein complex. Gene Ontology annotation, molecular function: RNA binding. Gene Ontology annotation, biological process: ribosome biogenesis. The record is from RefSeq and is a predicted model, not a curated record. NCBI's taxonomy places the organism in Eukaryota, Metazoa, Arthropoda, Insecta, Hymenoptera, Formicidae.
CAGUGGCGCUUUGCUGCUAGAACUUCCUUUACGGUGUCGACGAUUGUGCUUCGCAUCGCGUUUAGCGAAGUACCACAUUUUGUAUCCGGCAGAACUGAUAGAAAUCCUUUGGAUUUUUAGUUAUAAGGAUGGUUCAGAAGAAGCCGAAGAAGAAGGUAGGAAAGAAGGUAGCUGCCGCACCAUUGGCAGUUAAGAAGGUUGAACCCAAGAAAGUGACCAAUCCACUCUUUGAAAAGAGAACACGUAACUUUGGCAUUGGCCAGGAUAUCCAACCAGCACGUGACCUUAGUCGUUUUGUAAGAUGGCCCAAGUACAUUCGUAUCCAACGCCAAAGAUCUGUGUUGCAGAAGAGAUUGAAAGUACCGCCAACGAUAAAUCAAUUUGCACAAACGUUGGACAAACAAACUGCUACACAAUUAUUCAAAGUGUUGGAGAAAUAUCGUCCUGAAUCAGCUGCCAUGAAGAAGGCAAGGUUGAAGGCGAGAGCUGAGCAGAAAAUCGCAAAGAAGGAAGAUACACCGACAAAGAGACCAAAUGUCAUUCGCAGCGGAACUAACACAGUGACCACAUUGGUGGAACAAAAGAAAGCUCAGUUAGUUGUUAUCGCUCAUGAUGUUGAUCCUAUUGAGAUCGUAUUAUUCCUUCCUGCCUUGUGCCGUAAGAUGGGUGUACCAUACUGCAUUGUUAAAGGCAAGGCACGUUUGGGACGUUUGGUUAGACGUAAAACCUGCUCAGCGGUUGCACUUACUCAAGUUGAUUCUGGUGAUAGAGCCAACUUCGCAAAGAUUGUUGAAGCCAUUAAAACUAACUUCAAUGAUCGAUAUGAUGAAAUCAGACGUCACUGGGGUGGUGGUUUAUUGGGUAGUAAAUCCGCAGCCAGGAUAGCAAAAUUGGAAAAAGCUAAGGCCAAGGAACUUGCACAGAAGCAAGGUUAACAUCGUUGCCUAUUUCUACAGGUUACAUAAGAAAAUAAAGGAUAAAACAUCUGGA